This is a messenger RNA of Bombus huntii, 1623 nucleotides long. It is a transcript of the gene Naxd, whose product is annotated as ATP-dependent (S)-NAD(P)H-hydrate dehydratase. The record is from RefSeq and is a predicted model, not a curated record. Bases 422 to 1411 code for a protein of 329 amino acids. Gene Ontology annotation, molecular function: ATP-dependent NAD(P)H-hydrate dehydratase activity. NCBI's taxonomy places the organism in Eukaryota, Metazoa, Arthropoda, Insecta, Hymenoptera, Apidae. The transcript has 3 exons. Gene Ontology annotation, biological process: metabolite repair.
AAGUAUGAUUUAGGCAUUUGAAUGUUUAAAGGAAAACGAGUGACGAAUAGACAAUAUACUUAAAAUAUUCGUAUGGAAUAAUAAUUUUCGGCAAACAUCUAAUAUAGCUACAUAUAUACAUAUGUAUGUGUAUUAUUUUAUAUAUAGACGUAAUUUAUCAAUUUUAUUCAUUCUCGAAAUCUUUGAUCCCUAUUUAUAAAUGAACAUACGAAUCUUCAUAAUGUUUCAAAUAGUUAAUGGCCGAUAUCGAAGUGACAAUUGUUUUUUAAAGUUUUCAAUCGUACACUUGUUAAUACUUUCGUACUGUCUUGUUUAAAAAUUUUCAGUUUUUUUUAUCCUGCUUUUUCUAUGUAACAAAACAAACUCAAAAGGUGUUUAGUUUGCCUACAGGAAUUUAGUCAAGUGCCCAUUAGUUUCCACUAUGGCAACAUCCGUGUCAGUUGAUGAGCGUAUGUUAAAAGGAAUAAGAAAAAUAAUUCCAAAUUUGAAUAAUACCAAAUAUAAAGGACAAGAUGGUAGAAUUGGAAUAUUUGGUGGUAGUAUCGAAUACACUGGUGCCCCGUAUUAUGCAGCAAUGAGUGCACUUCGCACUGGAUGUGACUUAGUGCACAUAUUUUGUGCGAAAGACGCAAGCAUUCCUUUGAAAUCAUUUAGCCCAGAACCUAUUGUUCAUCCAGUUUUAGAUCAAUAUGAUGCGAUUAAACAAGUAAGACCAUGGCUUGAUCGUUUGCAUGUAAUCGUUAUCGGACCAGGUCUUGGUAGAGAUGAUAAAAUAUUUAAAACAAUUGUUGAAUUAAUUUCAAUUUGUCGUGAUAUGAAAAAGCCACUAGUAAUUGACGCGGAUGGAUUAUUUCUAAUUAGCCAAAAGCCUGAUAUUAUAAAAGAGUAUCCAGGUGUAGUUCUUACUCCUAAUGCAAUGGAAUUCAGUCGUCUUGUUAAAGGAGUACUGGACAAAAAUGUUCAACCUACACCAAUGAUUAAAGCUAACGAUGUUAAACAUUUGGCAGAUGCAUUUGGCAAAAAUGUAGUAAUUUUGCACAAAGGAGCAAAGGAUGUAAUUGCAGAUGGACAUAAAGGUACAGAAGCUGUGUCAUGUGGAUUAGCAGGUUCUGGAAGAAGAUGCGGAGGUCAAGGAGACUUACUAUCUGGCGCAUUGGCUGUAUUUUGGUGGUGGGCUAUUUGCGCUGGAAGUAGUGAAAGUGCUUUGUCACCUCCAAUAGCUGCAAGUUACGCUGCAUCUAGAUUAGUAAGAGAAUGUAAUGCAUCUGCAUAUAAGAUAAAGCAAAGGGGAAUGCUAACAUGUGAUAUAUUGGAACAAAUACAGCCAGUUUUUGCUAGAAUUUUUGAAACUCAUUGUAACAAAACAUCUUCAUUCAAUGGGAGAAGUCGAACACGAAGCACUGAUUCCUGAAUUAUACCUAUAAUUCCUUAAUUUUUUAUAGUACAUAAAAAUUUAGUAUAUUUUUGGAUCAUUAAAUCAUGAAGUGAUAUCGUUAGAAAGGAAAAUUAUAUAAAUUCAGGAAUGUAAAAAUCACAAUGAAUUUAUUAUAACUAAUGAUAGAUCUUUUUAAUGUCAUUAAAUGCAUUACAAAAUAAAUAAAACAUUUUAUAAGCUUUCAUAGA